Messenger RNA from Folsomia candida, 2453 nucleotides. RefSeq names its product transient receptor potential channel pyrexia. Gene Ontology annotation, biological process: monoatomic ion transport; transmembrane transport. The transcript is spliced from 10 exons. NCBI's taxonomy places the organism in Eukaryota, Metazoa, Arthropoda, Collembola, Entomobryomorpha, Isotomidae. The coding region runs from base 326 to 2380 and encodes 684 amino acids. Gene Ontology annotation, cellular component: membrane. Gene Ontology annotation, molecular function: monoatomic ion channel activity; protein binding. The record is from RefSeq and is a predicted model, not a curated record.
CAAAAUCACAGCAGACAAAAUAAUACGUGAUAAAAAAAGACUAACACGAAAGUCAAUUAAAUAUAUACACCAUGACGUUUUUGCAAACACUUCCAUCCAUUGAACGUUUUGCAAUCCGGGAGGAAUGAUCAUAUUUAGUUAUCUGCGUGCCGAGAUAAAACUUACACACAUUAUUUAACUGCAGACCACUUUAUAAAUUCGUACAUUACGAGCUGAGUUACAAUAAGUCUUCUGAUCUAACUGAAAUAAUAUCAAGUUUAAUUAACUAACAGUAAAUAAGCUGAUCUCUAAUAUUUUAAUUUAGAAAAUUCUGCAUACUUUCACAAUGUCCACCACUCCUCUCACCCGAGGCGACUCCUCCCAAUCUUCCACAUAUUCUACUACCUCCUCUAAAAGUUCUCGUAAAAAGAAAUGUUAUCACCAUCGUGUCACGAUUGACGAAGACUUGCACAAGUGUUCUAUCCAGUGUGUCGAUAAAUACCCAAUCCAUCAUGCCGCACGAUUCGGCAACUUUCGAAAAUUGAAAGAGCUGUUAGAUGACCCGAAUUGUUCGAAAUGUCCGCUCGAGCCUGAUGAAUGUUUGGGAAGGACACCUCUUCAUUACGCCUGUGCAACAGGAAACGUUGAAAAAGGACUCAUUUGUGUAAAGCUUCUCCUGGAUUGCAACAAGAUCAAGACGCACACAAAUGCGGCAGAGCAUAUAAAACGUUAUGUGAAUCAUUUGGACAAAUUUGGCAAAUCACCGUUGCAUUUAGCCGCAAAGAAUGAAGCAACUGCAAUUGUCAUUGAGCUGUUAACAAAUCGUGCAAACUUUGACAUCUCCUCCUUAGAUGGCACCUGCGCCCUCAGGGAAAUCUACAAGUCUACUCCAAAUGCAAUGGAAGAGGCCUUAAACCAGUCUAUUGGCUAUAUUGAAACGUGUGGCAGAGUAACGCUUCCUUCCGACAACAUUUCCAUAGCACAAGAUGGAGAAUUGUUUGACUUUACGCGGACGUGUGUCAAUAUUUGUUUGGAUUUUUACCCUGUUAUCGGCUCCAAAAUGAAAAAAGAGGAAUGUGCCGCAUAUGAAGAGAGUAAACGUUGUCAUGGAGACGUUUCUAAAUGCAAGAGAACGCCAGAGACUGGAUUUUUAUUCACGGUGAAUCGCAAACGAAUGGAGGCGGGUCAACGGAGACAGAUCUUAACAAAUGCCCUCGUUCAAGCGUUUCUCUAUUUUAAAUGGCACAAAGUAAAGUGGUUUUGCUUUAUGGCGAUUGGAUUUCAUGCCAUCUGGUUGUCCCUCUACAUAUCGACCGUGAUCAACGUAUUUGUCCUCAAUUGUCCAUACGUUGUUCCCGUUUCCACAGGGGAAACAAGUACACCUCCAACAACAAACAUCCCGACCCCUUGUACUUCCUCCAUCCCACUCCAAUUCUCCGCCCUAAUCCUCCUCCUCAUGAGUUUUCUCGUUACGCUCAAGGAAUUUUUCCAACUGCUUCGGCUUCGUUCUCUGUACGUUCGAUUUGAAAACAUGGGACAGUGUUUGCUGCUGGGUUUCAUUUUUAUGACCGUCCCAGACAUUUAUUUUCAUGGGAUCAUUGGAUUUGGAAUUGGUUCUCUGGAAUACCAAAUUAGUGCGUUUGGAAUUUUUCUCGCAUGGACUCUAUUGUUGUGUCAACUCGCAAAAUUGCCACAAAUUUGUAUUCGGUUUAACUACUUCGGACGGAAAGGGAUGCUUAUUUUCCCUGAUCAUGGUAUAUACGUAGAGAUUCUGUCAAGGGUCUUCAAAAACUUUCUCAUCUUUAUCACCAUUUUCUCCAGUCUUUUAAUUUCGUUCGUCUUCUCCUUCAAUAUUUUGCUGCCAAAUUCCACCGGUUUCGUGAAUUUGCCAACGACUCUACUUAAAGUCCUUACAAUGAUGACAGGUGAAUUAAACUAUGACGAAAUCUUCCACUCUGAAUCAGAGCUGAUCUACCCGAUAAGCAGUCACGUCAUGUACGCGAUUUUUAUCAUGGUUGCAACCAUCAUCUUGUUCAACUUACUGAUUGGUUUCACCGUCAGCGAUAUCCAGGGUCUGCAAAAAGAUGCACAAAUUAACCAAAUUUCGAACAAACUGGAGCAAAUUUUUCUGAUGGAAUGUUUCCUAUUGUCCGGGAUGAUGCAGAGAUUCGUUCGAUUGUUUGGUAAAUUGGUUGCUAUGGACACGGGAAAAAUUUUUGAUCGGAUAAUGGUCGUGAAAAUGAAGAAUAGCAAUGUCCUCUGCUACCACACAACCAUCAAAGCACUCCCAUUCGCCCUCCGAGUAAAGUUACGCCACCAUGCUAGCAAAAAUUGUAUGGCGCUUAGCGAUAUUUCGGGGACAUACGCGCGACAAUUAUUUAGUAAAAACGUUGAGCACUGAAUUUUAUCUGUUAAAAAAUUUGCAAUAAAUUAUUUUGCCCUUGUGGAAAAACAGGAGCAAUAAAAUGAUAAAA